This is a messenger RNA of Terrapene triunguis (Three-toed box turtle), 429 nucleotides long. RefSeq names its product ribonuclease-like. The transcript has a single exon. Bases 1 to 429 code for a protein of 142 amino acids. The record is from RefSeq and is a predicted model, not a curated record. Lineage: Eukaryota; Metazoa; Chordata; Testudines; Emydidae. Gene Ontology annotation, molecular function: nucleic acid binding.
AUGGCUAUGAGGGGACCCCGCCCCUUGCUCCUGCUGCCCCUUGUCCUGCUGACAGCCUGCCUGACUUUGGCCAGUGGGUGGUCAUGUGUCCCAGAGUUCAAAACAUUCUUGAGGAACCAUGUGGACUAUCUACGGACCUCAUUCUACAAGCACAACGCCUACUGCGCAACGAGGAUGCGGAGAGUGUCAUUAUACAAGAAGCCCAUCAACACCUUCAUCCAUAUACCCAUCGAAGCUAUCAAGAGUGUCUGCCGUACGAACGGGAUACCCUUCCCUCCUGACCUACGCAAGAGCAAACAUUCCUUCAAAGUCACCACCUGCAGAUAUAACAAGACUCAUAACAAGAUUCACUUGUACAAUGGGACAUUCUAUCGCCGGCAAAUUAUCAUCCGCUGCUGCUAUGCGUUCCCUAUUUACUUUCAUGAGUAG